Acaulospora colombiana is the source of this 3835-nucleotide messenger RNA. The record is from the annotation of a GenBank genome assembly. NCBI's taxonomy places the organism in Eukaryota, Fungi, Glomeromycota, Glomeromycetes, Diversisporales, Acaulosporaceae.
AUGAUGGAUGAUAGGGUUUUGGUGUACCGAGGAGCGGAUCAACCCGACAUGUCAGUCAUCAAUCCAGAAUCGGACGUUUGGCAAAAUAUCAAAAUUCCAAUCGAUUAUAUUGCCAACAACUGGCCUUUACGAUGCUCUACAAUUAGCAGUGACGGUCGGUUGAUCGCCGUGGCAGGCCGUCGGGGUCUAAUCCACUAUAGCAUGGCUUCUGGUCGAUGGAAAUUAUUCGAACAAGCAUCACAAGAGCAGAGUUUCCUUGUUAGAGGCGGCCUACUCUGGUUUCAUCAUGUCUUGAUUGUGGCGAUUGAGAUGGCCAGCAGGACAUAUCAGGUGCAACUAUACUCACGGGAUAAUGAGCUGACUCUUCGAGAGAUCCUCCAUGUAGAGACUUUCGACGCUCCCAUUGUGUCACUCUCCCUCGUCGACAAUUCUCUUCUGGUUUACACUGAAAAUAACGACCUCUAUCACUACCUUGUUCUUCCUACUGCCGACAAUGUCACAUUGCAUUGUUGUGGGAGCAUUUCAUUCGAUGGAGUUGUUAUAGAGCCGACGCUUGUACGAGGACUUAGCUGGAUGGUCCCAUCAUCUCAGAAGAAUUUUGGGGAUGUAGCGGAUGAUAUGACUACUGCAACCAUAUUAUUAUUGGUCGGAGGACAACUAGACUUUUCUAAAGAUGUCAAGUACGAUAUGCAAAUACUCGCGGAUAGGAUAGAGUUCUUCUGGAUCCAUAUCAAAGGAAUUGGGGCUCUGGAAAACUCGCUUUGGGGAUAUGACGGCGAGGCGCUCCGCAUAUGGUUGGAUGCUCUCAAGAUAGGCGCAAUUCCUGUCAACAAUCGUGGUCCCGGGCCUGUUAUCGAACAUUCACACCUUUUCAUGAAUCAUAUUCUUCGAUAUCAUCUCCAAAAGAAGCAAGUCAAAGAAGCUGUCCAAUUCGCCUUACAGUAUCAAAGCCUAGUCUUUUUCUCUCAUUCCCUCGAAGUAUUGUUACACAUGAUCCUAGAAAGUGAAGACGAUGUGGAGGAAGAAAAGGCUAUUCUUCCAGAGGCCAUCACGUUUCUGGACCAUUUCGAUGAAUCCCUAGAGAUCGUGGUCAGAUGUAUGCAACGAACCUUGGAUCAUUGCCUUAAACUGAACACCGGUGUCUGGAUAGGCGUGUAUGCGAGAGGGACGCCUAACCAGUUAGAAGAAACUUCUGAGGAUGCCGUGAGGCUGCUCUCUCAAGCCAUGGAAAGGAAUUCCAGUGAUAUUGCCAAGGACCUGAUGCGGUUCCUGCGAUCUAUCGAUGAGGAUGGGACUGUGCUGAAAGAUGUAUUAAACAAGAUGUUGGGUCCAUAUCAGACGAAUAGGAGGCAUCAACCAUCUCUUCCAACACAUCUAGAGGAUGAGGAUAGCAGAAAUCAUCCACCCGCGGUCCGCCAGUAUUCCCAACCACUUCCUGUUGACGGCUAUUCAGCACCUCCUGCUCCUAACAGACUACAUUCUUAUCCACCCGAAUCAUCGUCUAACCUAGGAGGAUUUCAGCCUGGUUUGCCGGGCUCAGCCGUGCGCAAUGUACCAUAUUCAGCACGCCUAACUCGCGAAACGCGCUCUCAAGCUGGACUUGCAGAAGAGCAAAUCGAGACAGAAGACGAUGAAACAAGCUCCGGUGAUGAAGAAGAACAGGAAUGUGACUUUAUUGAAGAGGAAGUGCUAACCCAGUCGGCUGCAGAGCAGCUAGAACGCUUGGAGUGGCAAAUAAUGCUGCGAUCAGUCCUUGAUGGAGACGUGAUCAACUCCGAAAAGCAAAGAGUUGGAAUCGCUGAAAUAGAAACAGAACCUAUAGAUACAGUCGAACGCUUUCGUACGCAAAUAUCGUCAGAGGAGGCGUGGCUUAGUUACAGAGGAAAGAUCAGGAAACGAUCACUAGACGAGGAGAAGAAGCGGGUCGAGCAUAGAAGAUUACGAGUAGGAGAAACCUUACAUGAAGAUGUCCUUGCCUUCAUCUAUAAUGCCGAUUCUGGCGAGAACGCUGUAGAUCAGCUCAACUCAUAUCUUCGCCGAUUGGACGCGGUCGAAUCCUUUUACCCUACUCUUAAAGCAAUGUAUCACGACAAACCUCACCUCAAAGAUCCCGCAUUUACUAAACGGAUCUAUGCAAUGACCGCGUACGCUAAUCUUGCGGGCAUGACACGGCAACACCUAUCCCUGCUGCAAAAAUGGACCGGCAGCAAGGAACUAGAUGUCAUGGCAUUAAGCAAGACCAACGAAAUAGUCAUCCGCCCCCGUCGACCUUAUUCCAACGACUACGCUCCAGAGGUGGCCGACGACUCAACUUUCGUGGAGAGGGUCCUAAAGGAGCAAUCGCUAGUGCAGAUAUUCAAGAAGAGAGCACUGGUUGAUGCAUUGCAAAUUGUUGCUCGCGCCAACAAGGUCUAUGCCUCAUUUUCUGACGAAUUCGAUGCCAUGCGGCUCCCUGCCCUGUGGAACGAAUUGCGAGAGCUCCUAACUUUCCCUAUAAAGCUUAUGCAAGCUUCUCUCCGAGUCCAGCUCGACUAUGCUCACAGACUACGAGACAUGGAUAUCCUGCUCAUCGAUCAGAUGAUGGAAGACUUCAAGGUAUCAAUCAACGAAGCAUGCUCGAGAAAAGCCGAGUAUCGAACACUUCUUUCUGGUGGGAAAUAUCUCGAAGAUUUCAUCAGUGACGACUAUGACAAAGUGGUGCUUGAAGCUGUCACUACCUUCUUUGGUCUGCUUCAUCGCAAGUUGAAGAGUGGUGCAGGCUCUCGAGGUUCUUACUUUCGUGAAACCGAAUUCCUUGAUAGCCAAUGGGGACUUCUUGAUAAAGUAGCUUCCGAGAUUAGUGGCGGAUCCGUAUUGGUGGCAGAGCAACUCUGUAUUGUGACACAUCGUUUGAUUGUCAGAAUAACCGACGCCUUUGAUCAUCAGAUCCGUAGGCCGUCCUUACUCGCCUCACCAGUCUCAAGAUUCUCGGUUAUAACCAACAUUUCCAACGAUAAUGUCUCCAACGAAGAAGUACCAGUAGUGAAGCUUCAAAUAGAUGGGGAGGAGAAUAAAAGCAAUGUAGUCACUGCUUACAUUCACAUGUUGGAGGAGGCUAGGAGUGCUUUCCAAGUAGUGGCAGAUCACCCAACAGCAAACGGUGGUUCCCAAGACAAAGGAUCAUCGCUUCCACCCGCCAAUGGAAGUUCGGCCAAAGGUCAAUCUGACGCUGAUCUCGAUGGAGUCAAUAGUCUCAGUGGUGCAGAAGAUGAUUCUUCUACAUAUGAACCAGAAGAGAUCUCAAAAGUUGACGACAGCAAAAAGAUUGAUGAAAGUCAAGACAAGUCACCAAAGGAGCCCGAAAAAGUCUCUCCUUACCUCAUCGUCUUCAGGCCCAAGACUCCAAUGUUUUGGCACGGUCGUGUCCUAUUGGGCAUUGAUAUCCCAACUCUUGACCUUGGUAUAACAGACAAGAGACUACUAUUGAUAUCAGAAGGUGGUCAAUCCCGCUUAGCCAUUGCCAAGUCGCGCUUUGCUGGCCAUUUCAUUUACGAGGACGAGUCUCGUGCAUACUCUGCAGUCGAAGAAGGAGAUGUAGAACUCGCCCUUGUGGCUUACGCAUCGCCAGUUGGUACUCUUCCUGUUCAAACCGAUCAGCGUUCGCAUCUUCCAGCGAUUAACAAGGAACUUCUGCGAGUAACACGUGCAACGAACCGACUAGCGUUCAAGAUCGUUGAAUCGAUCCACCCGGUCCGUAAGGCCCUUAUCGGCGUACCAGGUUAUCAAGACCUUCUGCAAAAUUGGUUCUUGUUUGCCGCUGAGCACGCACACCAACAAUCCCCUGGAGCUGAGUUCA